Messenger RNA from Chaetomium strumarium, 1599 nucleotides. RefSeq lists its product as uncharacterized. Gene Ontology annotation, molecular function: G protein-coupled receptor activity. Lineage: Eukaryota; Fungi; Ascomycota; Sordariomycetes; Sordariales; Chaetomiaceae. Gene Ontology annotation, cellular component: plasma membrane. The transcript has 3 exons. Gene Ontology annotation, biological process: adenylate cyclase-activating G protein-coupled receptor signaling pathway; cell surface receptor signaling pathway. The coding region runs from base 1 to 1599 and encodes 532 amino acids. The record is from RefSeq and is a predicted model, not a curated record.
AUGCGCGGUCUCUCAGAAGAGGAAGCGAACAGCAUCAUCGCCAUUGAGGAGGCGUGUUCGGCGCUCUCCUUGCUGGGAUGCAUCUUCGUGCUGAUGACGUUUGCGCUGUCCGACGCCUUCCGCCAGCGAGCUAUCAACCGGCUGGUUUUUUACGCGACCUUCGGGAAUAUGUUGACGAACGUCGCGACGCUCAUGACGACGAGAUACACACAAAAUGUCGAUUCGCCGGGCUGCCAGUUCCAGGCAUUCCUGAUCCAAGUGUUCAUGCAAAGCGACGCCUACUGGGCACUGGCUAUGGCGAUCAACGUGUAUCUCACCUUCUAUCAUAAAUACGACGCCAGGAUGCUGCGGAAAAUGGAGAUCGCGUACCUUCUCUGUUGCUACGGCAUCCCGUUUAUUCCCGGUCUCACCUUUCUCUUUGUGUCAAACCAACAAGCCGGAAGGCCGUACGGCGAUGCUGUGCUGUGGUGUUGGCUGAAGUCGGAAUGGGAGGUCUACCGUAUUGCCACCUUCUACGCCCCUGUGUGGGUGGCUAUCGUCAUCGCCAUGACCAUCUAUGUGCGAGCCGGACGUAGUAUUUAUCGCAAACGCCGGAGAAUGGUCAACUUCAGCUCCACGGGCACCGGCACCGUCCAUGGCGCCGAGCUUUUCCCCGUCUUCCCUGAAUUCUCCUCAGCCUUCAACUACAAAACAACGGAGGUCACCCAAACCACCGAGAUUAUCCAAGCCCCGGUCCCAGCCGCCAAGGCAGGUGCCAUGCCACCGGCGCCUCUGAAAGAUGCCUAUUCAGUCACCAUCUCGGCCGAUGCUCAAGCCGCCCGGGAACUCAAUGCGCGCGCGUCCUCGGAGGGCCUCGACAUAGAAAGCACCGCCCCGGACACCGCAACGCUGCAUCCCGAUCCCAACCACGACCACAAGGACCUCGGGUCUUCCGUCUCCUCGACCGGUAACCGCGCCGGUGUAACAGACUCGACUCGUCAGAAUCAGAUCUCGAUCGCACCGACCGUCACCGCCACCGUCACCGCCACCGGCCACCACCACCAUCAUCAUCAUCACCAUCAGGACAACACCCGGUCGUCGCGCGCUCGGAUCCGAGCCCACCACUACCACGAGUCGUCGUCGCACAACAACGCGACCUGGCAAUACACCAAGUGCGCCAUCCUCUUCUUCGCCGUCCUGCUGAUCACGUGGAUCCCGUCGUCCGGAAACCGCGUGUACAGCCUGAUCCACCGCGACGACAUGUCCAAGCCGCUGUUCUUCGCCAGCGCGUUCGUGCUCCCGCUGCAGGGGUUCUGGAACGCCAUCAUCUACGUCGUGACUUCGUGGGCGGCGUGCAAGAGCCUGUGGGGUAACCUCUGUGGGAUUGCGGGUGGGUGGGCACACUGGCUGCGCAGCGGGAGGAGGAGGAGGAGGAGGAUGAGUAUCGCGGAGAUUGUUGAUACCAGGACCGGGGCGAGGAGGAGGAUGGGUGGUGGUGGUGGUGGUGGUGGUGAGUGGCAGGGAGGGGGCGGGAUUGGGAUGUGGGCGAGCAGGAAGGAGAGGAAGGAGCCUGAGAGCACGAGCAUGGAGGACUUGACUAGGGAUGGAAGGGCUGCGUGA